This is a messenger RNA of Cucumis melo (muskmelon), 1203 nucleotides long. RefSeq names its product histone H1. The record is from RefSeq and is a predicted model, not a curated record. Lineage: Eukaryota; Viridiplantae; Streptophyta; Magnoliopsida; Cucurbitales; Cucurbitaceae. Gene Ontology annotation, molecular function: structural constituent of chromatin; nucleosomal DNA binding; double-stranded DNA binding. Gene Ontology annotation, cellular component: nucleosome; nucleus. Gene Ontology annotation, biological process: chromosome condensation; nucleosome assembly; negative regulation of DNA recombination. The transcript has 2 exons. Bases 171 to 995 code for a protein of 274 amino acids.
UCAUCGCAACGAAAUUACGAGUAACAUAUCAAAUAGCUUAUCUUUCUUUUCUUAAGAUCCCAAAUUUUCAUUUCGAUAAUCUUCUUCUUCCCUAAUCCAUUUCAAUUCUUCCGUUUUUUCAACCCUAAUUCCACUUUCCUAUUGUUGGAUUUGAUCUUGUUUCUACUCCAAUGGCUACUGAGGAACCGGUGGUGCCGGUGGAGUCUGCGGCAGAGCCGACUAACGCUGAACAAGCGGAGGAAAAUCCGCCGAACAAAGCUGCCAAGUCUAAGAAGUCGAAAGAACCUAAAGAGAAGAAACCUGCUGCUCCUAGGAAACCUAGGAAUCCUCCAACUCAUCCUCCAUAUGAAGAGAUGAUUAAGGAUGCAAUUGUUACGUUGAAGGAAAGGACUGGUUCGAGUCAGUACGCGAUCACUAAGUUUAUUGAAGAGAAGCAAAAGCAACUUCCAUCUAACUUUAAGAAGCUUUUGUUAUUCCAUUUGAAGAAACUUGUGGCUUCCGGGAAGUUGGUGAAGGUUAAGAGUUCGUUCAAGCUUAAACCGGCGAAGUCGGCAGUUGUGAAGCCUGCUUCUCCUGCGAAGAAGAAGCCUGUAGCUGCUAAGCCGAAGUCUAAAGCUGUAGCUAAGCCCAAAGCUGUGGCAAAAUCUCCUGCGAAGCCGAAAGCUGCUGCAAAGCCGAAGCCUAAGACGACUGCCAAACCCAAAGCUGCUCCUAAACCCAAAGCUGCUCCACCCAAGUCAAAGAGCAGUGCUGUGGCGAAGCCCAAAGCUGCGGCGAAGACUAAAGCCGCUCCCAAGCCGAAAGCCAAGGAAAAGCCUGCGAAGGCUGCUAGAACUUCGACAAGAACCUCACCAGGAAGGAAGGCACCAGCUCCAAAACCGGUAGUGAAAAAGGCACCGGCGGCGAAGAAGGCUCCAUCAAAAAGCGUUAAAGCAAAGAAAGUGAAAUCGCUGGCGAAAAAGGCUCCUUCUAAAAGAGGAAGCAAAGGGAGGUAGAUUCUGGCGGCGGUUCUGUCAAUCCGUAAUCCUUCUGGGUGUAUAGACCCUUACAUGCCGUGCUAUAGAGGAGCUUACCUUUUCGAAUUUUUUUCUUUUAUUUGUUAAUUUGUAGAACUUUUUUUUUCUCCCCAAGUUGAUGUAUCACUCAGCUUAGUUAUUAAUGGAAAUUCAGUAAUCAAUUAGGAUUGUUGAUUUCAGUUCUCAA